GGUGGAUGGCUUUUGAUCUCAAAUAUCAUCCUACCAAAUCCAGUCAGCAUUCCAUCACUGACAUUGCGAACAUCAUAUCGUGACAUUGCCAAUUACAAUGAUAAGAAAACCGUCAUUUCAGCAACUGCAUUGAGACAACUUCGUCAGUUCAUCAAUUUUACUCAGCUAAGAUAUCAAUGCCAUAGAGCAGUCCCCGGUCGCACUGUUAACGUGAUCACAGCAGCAAACUCUAAAGGCUACGAUGCUGUAGAUUUCUUCACUGGAGUUUCUAAUAUUCGUCCUCAAGCGUGCCAGUCAUACUACCAAGGGACCGGGGACAAUUCCMAGGUCGCCGGACAGUGUGCUCAGUGGGGUAAAGGGUCAGGAAAAUGGGGCAGUGGAGAAGUGGGUGGCAUAAACGAAUGGCGGCUUAUUGAUCAUCCACUUUAUGUGCAUGGAAUAUACCACUGGUUAGUAGCAACAUCACUCUCUCGACUAGAAUGCGACAAUGCAUUUGACAGUGCUUUAAAUCCUGGUGAUUACUGGAAGAUUUACGUGCGUUAGGCACGAAACGUUUCAGAGAGUUAAAAACACCAAUGCUGUGGUUGCUGAUAGUUCAAAGUGUUUUGCACCGAAGUCACAACAUGAGACAAAARCAACAAGAAAUAAAUAAUGUCAGACUCCCUGCCCUACACCUUACUCGAAAUCUGAUUGGUCUGAACUCAACAAUGCAAAAUCUAUAAACGUAAAAAGUAAAUAUAGACAAGUUGAAUUGGUCCAUUAUUUAAUCUUUUUUUAUUUCACUUUAAUCAUCACUCAUUUACCAUCCGAGAGAUAUCGUAUAAGAAGUAUUGAUUUUUUUAUUUAAGUUCAGGGAAUUAAAUUAAAUAAAGGUAUAGAAUAAGUGCUUACGGAUGGUAGACAGCUCCAARGGAAUCCACAGGCCUAUAUUUUUAAUAGGACUUCCUAUUUGAUUAUGUAAGAGUUAAGUAUUUGAGUAAACCAUUAUAAUUAUAAUUAUUGCAUCUCUUUAUGCAGGUUUGGGUCUUAUAGCCAAAUCAGGCAUACCCAAGUUAUGAUUUGGAAACGGAGUAUUAACCAAUGUAAUAAACUUUCUUAGCCAAGCACAAUGGUAUGCACAUUAUAAAAUAGUAAGGAUGGAAUCCAGCUUGUGGUGCCGGUUGUAGGUGCGGAUUUGUACCUUGGAGAUAUGUUAUAUUAAAAGAUACCCUAAAACAGAUACCAGCUUAUAUUUUGGUUGACUGAACAAC
Messenger RNA from Exaiptasia diaphana, 1250 nucleotides. RefSeq lists its product as uncharacterized. The annotation marks the transcript as partial. NCBI's taxonomy places the organism in Eukaryota, Metazoa, Cnidaria, Anthozoa, Actiniaria, Aiptasiidae. The record is from RefSeq and is a predicted model, not a curated record. The transcript has a single exon.